Messenger RNA from Otolemur garnettii (small-eared galago), 4217 nucleotides. It is a transcript of the gene DHCR24, whose product is annotated as 24-dehydrocholesterol reductase. Lineage: Eukaryota; Metazoa; Chordata; Mammalia; Primates; Galagidae. Gene Ontology annotation, cellular component: membrane; cytoplasm. The transcript is spliced from 9 exons. Gene Ontology annotation, molecular function: Delta24(24-1) sterol reductase activity; FAD binding. Gene Ontology annotation, biological process: steroid metabolic process. The coding region runs from base 108 to 1658 and encodes 516 amino acids. The record is from RefSeq and is a predicted model, not a curated record.
GCUGCCUAAGCGGCUGGCUGCGGGCGAGGAGCGGACCAGGCGCGGAGCCGGCGGUGGUGUCUGGCGGUGCGAGCCCGCAGCCCUCCCCGCUCGGUGGCCGCGGCACCAUGGAGCCCGCCGUGUCGCUGGCGGUGUGCGCGCUGCUCUUCCUGCUCUGGGUGCGCUUGAAGGGGCUGGAGUUCGUGCUCAUCCACCAGCGCUGGGUGUUCGUAUGCCUCUUCCUCCUGCCGCUCUCGCUCAUCUUCGACAUCUACUACUACGUGCGCGCCUGGGUGGUGUUUAGGCUCAGCAGCGCGCCGCGCCUGCACGAGCAGAGAGUGCGGGACAUCCAGAAGCAGGUGCGGGAAUGGAAGGAGCAGGGCAGCAAGACUUUCAUGUGCACGGGACGCCCCGGCUGGCUCACGGUCUCGCUGAGGGUUGGGAAGUACAAGAAGACACACAAAAACAUUAUGAUCAACCUGAUGGACAUUCUGGAGGUGGAUACCAAGAAACAGAUAGUCCGUGUGGAGCCCUUGGUGACCAUGGGUCAGGUGACUGCCCUGCUGACCUCCAUUGGUUGGACCCUGCCCGUGUUGCCCGAGCUUGAUGACCUCACAGUAGGGGGCUUGAUCAUGGGCACAGGCAUAGAGUCGUCAUCUCACAAGUACGGCCUGUUCCAACACAUCUGCACUGCCUACGAGCUGGUCCUGGCCGACGGCAGCUUUGUGCGGUGCACACCGACUGAAAACUCAGACCUGUUCUAUGCUGUGCCUUGGUCCUGUGGGACUCUGGGCUUCCUGGUGGCUGCCGAGAUCCGCAUCAUCCCUGCCAAGAAGUACGUCAAGCUACGAUUUGAGCCAGUGCGGGGCCUGGAGGCCAUCUGUGACAAGUUCACCCACGAGUCCCAGCGGCUGGAGAACCACUUUGUGGAAGGGCUGCUCUACUCCCUGGACGAAGCCGUCAUCAUGACGGGCGUCAUGACAGAUGAGGCAGAGCCUAGCAAGCUGAAUAGCAUUGGCAAUUACUACAAGCCGUGGUUCUUCAAGCACGUGGAGAAUUACCUGAAGACCAACCAGGAGGGCCUGGAGUACAUCCCCUUGAGACACUACUACCACCGCCACACGCGCAGCAUCUUCUGGGAGCUCCAGGAUAUCAUCCCCUUUGGCAACAACCCCAUCUUCCGCUACCUCUUUGGGUGGAUGGUACCGCCCAAGAUCUCCCUCCUGAAGCUGACCCAGGGCGAGACCCUGCGCAAGCUGUACGAGCAGCACCAUGUGGUGCAGGACAUGCUGGUGCCCAUGAAGUGCCUGCCACGGGCCCUGAACACCUUCCACAAUGACAUCCACGUCUACCCGAUCUGGCUGUGUCCGUUCAUCCUGCCCAGCCAGCCGGGCCUGGUGCACCCCAAGGGAGACGAGACAGAGCUCUAUGUUGACAUUGGCGCAUAUGGGGAGCCACGCGUGAAGCACUUUGAAGCCAGGUCUUGCAUGAGGCAGUUGGAGAAGUUUGUCCGAAGUGUGCAUGGCUUCCAGAUGCUGUACGCUGACUGCUACAUGAACCGGGAGGAGUUCUGGGAGAUGUUUGACGGCUCCUUGUACCACGAGCUGCGGGAGAAGCUCGGUUGCCAGGAUGCCUUCCCUGAGGUGUACGACAAGAUCUGCAAGGCCGCCAGGCACUGAGCUGGAGCCACCUGGAAAGACAGACACGCAUGGGUGGACAGGCAUUGUCCCUUCAUUCCUGUUUGGCCACUUUCCCAGAUCCACGCUUCCCAAAAGACACCCCUCCAGAAAUCCCACCCACACAGCCCUUGCCUUCCUCCUGGCUCCAGGGCAGCCCAGUGGGGUGGAAACCCAUGUGACUUGGGGUCAGACACACCUGAGUCUGGUUCCCAGUUUAGCACUUGUUAGCUGUGGGGUGCUGGGGGAGGUCACUUGACCCCCUCUCAGCGCAGGCCUCUUCAUCUGUGAAAGGGGACAGUAGCACCUACCUGUGGGUUGUCACCAUCCAGGUCAAGCGCCUGUCACACCGACAUUGCUGGUCAGUGGUACCCAUCAGUCUUCCCGCUCAGCAUCACAUCUGACACAAGUGCUUUGCCGUCACCAGUUGGGUCUGAAAAGGCUCCAACCUUAGGUCACCUGUGCCCAGGCUUGGUGAAGUGAUGAAGGGGAUGCCAUGAGGUUGCCCCACCAUUGCCUCAGCCUGCUGCACGAGCUCCCCACAGUGGAGGGCUCCCCUCCACCCUGAGCAGCAGCCUGGGCACGCAGGCCCAAGAUAGUCUGCACCAAAGCCAGGCCCGAUUCCAAAGUUCUCUCUGCUGUCCUUGGUGACAUCCUGCCAGUCCUCUAUCCCCGGGGUUGCAGGCCCACCCCAGCCACAGUUGAGUUCCUGGAGGAAGCAUUUCAGGGUUGAAUCCUGCCCCCACUUAAGCCUGAGAUUCCUGGGAAGAGCGUGGUCUCCACUCUCUUAAUUGGAUCCAAGGGACCUAGGCUCAUUCUUGGCUUGCCAACCCUCCAAGCUUCUUAUCCCCAGAACCCACAUGGUUGUGGUGGGAGUGGGUCCAUGCUGCUCUGUGGGGUUGCUGGGAGUGGCCCACAUCAGGUGGGAAACUGAGUCCACUGUCAGUGCACUUCUCACUGCAGGGCUGAAAGGAGAGCGUAUCAGCUUGACUUUUUCCAACCAUUUAUCCCUCUUGUUUUCUUCCUGCCACUACCACCCUUGCCCCCCAACUGAAGUUAGUUUCAGUGCCUUACAAAUCCUAAGCUCAGAGAAAGCUGUUUCUGUUCCAGAGGGAAGGGAACCUCCCUAGGUCCUUCCCCCCUUGUUCUCAAAGCUUGAUUGUUUAUGCAACUUCAUCUGAAGAACUGCCUGGCCUCAGCUGGAAACCUGGAGUCUGAGGAGGAAUUGUGUCAUGUGAAGGGAAGCUGGAAUGACGAGGCUGAGCCAGGUGCAGCUGCAACAUGAGUCAGGAGACCUGGGUUCAGUCCCUGCUUCGUUGGCAGUGAGCUGUGCCCAGUGGGCAAGUCAUUUGUCCCUCUGAGCUGCGCUCUCCUCAUCUUUCCCAUCAGUGAACACAAGACCUCCCUGGGGCCCCUGUCCUAGGCACUGUGGUGGCAAAACCCAUGAAAAGCCACACUGCAUUGAAAGUCAGAGGAAAAACAGGAUCCAGGUAGAUAAGUCCGGGUGGUCCAUCAUUCAGGGUGCUUUGUUAGUCCGGAGGCCAGCUCUGCUCUCCCUUUCAGGAAGGCUCACCUCUGGCUUGCGGGCAAGCAUCCAUCUUAUCACUGUAGGUACCAGACUUCUCCCAGGGCUUGGCACACUGCAGUGCCUUGGCCUGGUCCUGUGAGGGCUGGGCACAUCUGUGGCACUCAGGAGACGAAGGAUCCACCCUUACCCACAGGGCCACUGGAGGGGGACAGAAGGAAUAAAGCGGACUUCAUUCUCUAGUUUGCAAAGCACGUGAAUUCCAGCAUGAGCCUUCACAGCAGGCCCAUGUGCUCCCUGCUCAGUGUGAAACUGAUGAUUCUACUUUCUGUAGAUGAAUGGUUAUAACAUGAGCUAGGUUAGUCAGACACUGCAGUGCCAUCAUUUUGACAGUGAUACCUUUGUUCCUAAGCCACUGGGACUGUGGCCAGAGAUGUCAGCAUCUUCUGUUGCCCUUAAUCCAAAAACCAAAAUCCAGACUUUCCCAGAUUUCCUUCACCCACCACCUGGGGCUUGGAAGGGAAAGUAUUUGGGGGGUCACACCAGCCUCAGGUUACUGAUGGUCCAGUGAUGUUUUGCCUGGCCACGAAGCUGUCUUUCUGGCAUGAUGAGCUGAGUUAGGAAUUUUUCUUGUAGUUGGUCCCCUUGCUGUCCAUCCACAUGGUGAUCUGGGGUGGAGUUAAACUUGGUGCCAGAGGGCAGUGCAUGUGGAAAGUACCAGAGUCGGCCUUUCCCCUCCAGAGCCGAGUUUCUGGGCUACAUGAAGGUUUUCUGUGAAAUCAGAAUUGUAGCCAGUUUCUUUGGCCUCGAGGAUGGAUAAUCAGAUACAUUAAAAGGUGAGGGAGGAGUGGGGAUGGGUGUAGCGUGUGAUUUUCAUUUUCUUAUUUGGUCAUGGAGACCAAGGAGAAAGGCAUGAAUCUCCCCAUCAGGCUCUUGCAGCCACAGGCACUGUGUCUACUCUGCCCCUAGAGCGCAUGUCCCAGUGGCUGUGGAACUGCUGCUUCUGUAAAAAUAAAAAAGUAUGGCUUGGAAGCUAA